UUAUAAUUUAAAGUUAAAAUACAGUUUCUCUCAUUAAACCUGUUACAGUCGGAUUUAUAUCGUUAUUUUGGUUGUAGAACUGAAGUUGAACAUCAAGCGUCACCUAUUAUUUCGUAACACAAAGCAUUCUAAUCACAGAGGACAGAACUUCGCUGUUGUUUUGCAAAUUCAACUGUGACCAUUAAAGUUACCGGGAAUGAGAGCAGGUUUGCAUAUGACCGCCGCUCAUACACACUCAGAUACACCCAAUGUGUUCCCUGAGCGGGGAAUGAGUGCUGUCUCUACCAACUGCGCGUUUAAUUAGCACAUUCCUUCUGCAAUUGAAGUCGAUGUACGCCUCUGGGCACAACAACACUCACUAAAGUGCUUGACUUCACUCCUGUCAGAGGAAGGCACGAUGGGAUGCGCUUCUAGCACUCAGACCACAGCUCAAGACACAACACGACCCGACACCAAACAAGAUGGAAACACAUCAGGAACAAAUAAUGAAAACGGUGGUCCUGCAGCAGACAGCGAGACGGUUCCAGACCAGACCCAGGCCGAGGGAUCUCCUCAGACAUCCAGUGCAGCUCUUGUCGCCUCGGAGGAAAUACAGAGCUCUGCGGCUGCUGUAGCUCACAGUGAACCGGAAGCAGCUGCAUCUGACCAGCCUGCCGAACCCGAAUCAAACCCCUCCACGACAGCUGACAAUACUGAAGAACCAGCACCAAGUGAAAACACAACUGAGGCCCAGGCUGAAUCUUCCCCACCGGAGGAAGCACCUGCCUCUGGUGGAGAGGGUUAAGUGCGCAUCAUUUAGCACAGUUACUACAGAAUCCAGAGUCAACCACCUAUUUUCAAUAAAAUCCAGAUUCAAAUGAAUGGUUUAAAAAUCCAGUGGGACAUUAGUUUAUUUAUUAUAGAGAUAUUGCUUAUUUGUUGCCAACAUAUAGACCAGCUGGUCUUCAGAGACUCCGUGCCUGUCUUCGUAUACACAGAAUACAACAUCCCACUCCAGUUCUGGUUUAGUGAAUUAUAAUUGCUAGAGAUUUCCUUCAUCGAGAUUUAAUAUUGGUGCCUAUUUAAGUGGCUUUACCCCUUUAUGAAAAAUGCAAAAAGCCAAAGAGGAUAAUAAAAUUGUGGAAUGCUAUUUAUAUAAUUAUGUCAUAUUUUAACAAAUGGAAAUAAAUUGUUAUAUACAUUUAAAAUGACAAAGGACUUACUAUUUGAAAAACAGGCUUUUUUUUUUAGGUUUUAUUUAAUGUAUGCUAAUGUUUUCCUGCUACAAGCACAACAGAUUGAACUCACCAAAUGGAAGAAAUGUUGUUUUUGUGGUGUGGUUUGAUUUAAU
This is a messenger RNA of Carassius auratus (goldfish), 1330 nucleotides long. Its product is annotated as putative protein TPRXL. Bases 398 to 784 code for a protein of 128 amino acids. NCBI's taxonomy places the organism in Eukaryota, Metazoa, Chordata, Actinopteri, Cypriniformes, Cyprinidae. The record is from RefSeq and is a predicted model, not a curated record. The transcript has 4 exons.